This is a messenger RNA of Musca domestica (house fly), 6198 nucleotides long. RefSeq lists its product as uncharacterized. Gene Ontology annotation, molecular function: heparin binding. The record is from RefSeq and is a predicted model, not a curated record. NCBI's taxonomy places the organism in Eukaryota, Metazoa, Arthropoda, Insecta, Diptera, Muscidae. The transcript has 9 exons. Bases 164 to 6043 code for a protein of 1959 amino acids. Gene Ontology annotation, cellular component: cell surface.
AAAUAACAACAAAAAUUCCGUUAAGUUACAAUCCAAAAGUAAUGAAACCAUGCUAGUCGGUUUAUUGAUCUUGUUCAGAGCAAAGAAGAAUUGAAAAAAAUACAAAAACAACAAAUGCAGUAUUAAAAAAUAAAAAAAAUUGGGAAAAGGCAUUUCAUCAAAAAUGAUCCUUAGAAAAACGGUUUGGAUUAUUUUCAUUAUCCAACAGAUUCAUGCCGAUUUCAUACAACAACACCUGCAAGCGGAAUUUCAUCCAUUCACCCCGGUAUGGUUUUCAGAACCUCCACCACCACCGCCACCAUGUAUUCUGCAUCCAUUUCCCUUAAUAGAAAAUCCUGCAAUAGGGCAUCCUCCUUUACACCACACUGUGGAGCAAAAGAAACCAUCGGAGAGACCCAAACCCAUUGAUUUCAAACGACCAUUCUUGGAUAUUGAAAUAGAAGUGGAACGGAACACCCAUGUUGCACAGGAUCCAAAAGAAGAGGGCAUCUUCAUUGUUCAUGGUCAGGAGUUAUUUCAGAUGUUUUUCGGCCAUGAAGACAAACGUAUUAGCCUGAUGGGCUAUUUGGAAGGGAAUGUGAAAAUCGUGGAACCCUUGGCAGCUGAAAUCAUAUCCUGGAAUGGCCACUAUAUAUUGGUUGUGGCUUUAGAUGACUACUUGGAGAUAUAUAGGCUACGCAAAGAUAUUUUGGAAAAUCGUGCAAAAUUGCUAAGAGAACCCCAAGAAUUUGUGGAAAAGGCUCCAGUUUUUGAGGUCAUUCAGCAGCUAACUGUGCAUGGCCAUUUUCAAAAGUUAUUUUUACUUAGAAUCCAGGACAAUGGAGUAAUGUUAAUUGUUACGUCAGGUUUUUCAAAACUCCAUGGAAAAAUUGGCUCUUUCAAGUGGAACGGCAAUGAGUUUGAAUCCCUACAAGAAUUGACUGUACCGGCCUUGAGUGUGGUAAAUGUCAUUGGUACGGAAAGAAAAUUUUUAAUUACCGGAAAGUCCAUUAAGCAACAAACCAAGACCCUCCUCACCAUCUAUGAAAUUGAUCCAGUCUCCUUGAAUUUGAAAAUCAAGCAAACCUUCAUGUUGGAUUCCCAAGUGUUGCAUAGCACAACGUUCCAAGGAGAAAAUCUAAUUGUGGCCUGUUCUUGGAAAAAUCCCCGAUGCCAGACAUAUUUACAAAACCGAGAUGGGAAUUUUGAGUUAUUCCAGCAGAGAGAAAAUGAGAAUCUCUCAUUUUCUCAUUUUAAGGCUUCGAGGGAAUUUCUUAUGGUAUCGCACCAGAAUCGAAUUAUGAUUUUCACAGAUUAUCAUUUGGAUUGUUAUGGAAGUUUUACUUCGGAUUUGUGGACCAUAUCGGAUUUGAUGGACUACCGGGGACCUCAUGGGGAAAAUUAUCUGUUGAUGCUUUUCAAAACGCCUUUUAAGCUGCUGAUACGUGUUGUGGAAUUGGAAUUGGGUGAAAAAUAUCGCAUGACAAGGGCAGUCGACUCACCCAAACAGCUGAUUAUAUCCAUGGCUGAACAGUUGAGAAGUUUCCUGCCAGAGCGACAAGAUAAUGGCUUUCAAAAUCUUUUCAAUCCUCAACGUCGGACCCAAUCUCAACCGAAUAUUUUGCAACGUUUCACGGAUGUAUUUUCAUCCUCGAGAAGGGCGCAAGCACAGGAGAGAUCAUCGAAUCCCCUUUCGGAAAUACUCAAUCGUUUUACUGGCGCCAGGUCAUCUGCGUCCCAACAGAGAGGCGGGAGAGGGGGUUCAUUAACGAACAUGUUUCAGCAAAUUAUGAAUAUGGCCCCGCAACCCCCAGCAAGUCGACCAAGACAGCCGUCGUAUGGUUCCAUUGGUGGUAUGUUUCGUUCGUUAAGUGCUGCCUUUAGACCCAGAAGGGAAGUUAAAUCCACAACUCCCAUUGCCAUCAAUUCGGGGAGAGUAAAGAAAAUACAAAUUCUUGAUCCAAUGUUAAAGAGUCCCCAGGAAAUAUUAACUAAAAUUGAGGAACUGAAAGGAAAAUAUUUAUCAGGUCGGCUGAGAGAAGCCCGCUCCCACAGCGAGGGACCCUUAUCGAUAACCCUAGAAAUGGGAAGGCAAAUAAAAGCCAAGAAAGUGAAGAUUCAAAACCUAAUAUACUCCCAUGAGGUCAUCAAAGGCUUCUCCCACAAUCGAACAUCUGGAAAACUCCUAAUAGAGCCUAGGAUCAAAACCCACCUGCUAAAUGCCACCGAAAUUGUAGAACCUUCCAACGUGCGAGCCACCCGGCAAUUUGUCCCCGACCUAUACUAUGGCCUGACACCUUCAAUACGAGCCAAACAUUUACAGGUCACUUCCAUCAACGGCAUACCAUGGUCGAAAUUUUAUGAAUCGAUAUUUUUAAAAAAUCGUGAUAUUCAAAUCAAAGGACGUUUAAUUUUUCAAUCCCCCCUGGUUGAGGUUCAGCAUUUGAAGACCACGAUGCUAAAUCACUUGGAGGUGGAUAAACUGUUCAAUAUGCGUCAGUCGCAAGUGGUGAAUUCUAAGCUCAAGAUAUCGAGAUUUUUUGUGCGGGAACUGGAAACCGAGACCGUAAAUGGUUUGAAAUUUGAGGAAGAUGUUGUGUUUAGUGGCCGGGAUGCCUAUGUGGAGACUCCCGUGACCAUGCAUCACCUUAGCAUAUCCGGGGACCUUAUAGUGGCCGAUAAAAAAAUUGAACGCCAAAAUGCCGAUGAAAUGGAAUUUAAACAAUUCUACACAAAAAAGGUGGUCAUCAAUGGAACUUUGGUGUUGGGAAAUGUGAGGCGGGACAAGGAGAACGAAAGUAAAAUCAUAAUUGGCGAUGAGGAAUUCAAAGAGGACGAAAUUAGGGAGAAUUAUUUAUUGAAAAAUGAAGAACAGAAUUUCCAAUUUCCGGUAAUAUUUGAUAAUGGUAAGGUGGUGGCGCCCAACGUGGAGACUCGUUAUUUAAAUGACCACAUAACGGAGGAACACAUGCUGGUGGAUAAGGUCAAUACCUCAAAACCAUUGUUGUUGGUGUUUAUGAAAGCUGAGGUGCCCGGAGAUGUUGUGUGCAGGGAUUAUAAAUCUAAGUUGGCGGAAAUCCAGGAAAAUAUCAUACGACCAGGAGAUGUGGCUGUGAUAACGGGUAAAAAGCAUUUCCAAGCCCCCUUGGCCACUAAUGAAAUGGAGACUCCAAAUUUGAACGGUAUUGCCAUUGAUGACUUGGUUUUCAAACCCGAAUUGGCCACAACCAUAAAAUUCCAGGGGUGCAAGUUUUUCAAUAAGAUAAUUGUGCGUAAUCCCUGCUUCGUGGAAAAGGGUAUUGAGGCAAUGAACUUGAAUAAUUUACCCCUGGAAGAUUUGCUGAAUUAUGAUUACCAUAUGGAUUACAUAUCGGUUUCGUAUACCUUGAUGGCCUCCAAUAUUGUGUUCCAUAAAAUUAAUGGCAUACCUUUCGAUGAUUUCUUCACGAAACUGAAUGUGGAAAAGGAUCAGCUGAUUUUGCGCAAGGAUUUGAUAGUUGAGGGCAAUGUUUUGUUUGCCGAACCAUUGGAAUUGAAAUAUAUCAAUGAAUUGGAAUGGAAUGCAUAUGUGGCAGGUUUGGUAAGGAAUCAUGAAUCGGCUGUUAUCGAGGGGAAAGUAUGUUUUGCGGGAGAUUUUGUGGUGAAUGAGGAUCUGCUGGCGCCUGAGGUUAAUAAUUACGAUUUACAAAAUAUUUUCAAUAAUAUUUUGCUUAAAAGUAAGCCUCAACUUAUAACGGGCCAGUAUACAUUCGACAAUUUGCAGUUAUCGAAUUUGGAUGUGUUAUCGAUAAAUAAUAAGGAGGUAAAGGAGUUUGUGUCAUUGUCACCGGGGGAGGUGGAGGUUUUGGGUGAUAUAAUGGCACCCAAGGUUGUGGUGAGGGGUAACUUAAAAGGCCCGAUGAAAGAGGAGUUCCAGUUUGAUAACAUUUUGGAAAAACUGAACAAUUUUACCAAGAAAUCCUGGCGGAAUUUAAAGGUGAAGGGAAAUCUGAAAUGGCCCACGGAUUCGUUAAGCAUAAAUACCGAUUAUGAAUUGCUGAAAUAUUUGUAUAAAUAUGCCGUAAAAUCGAAUGGAGAUCAAGUUAUCAGUGGCAAUGUUAAGUUGAUAUAUCCAUUAAUCGAUAAAAUGAGAACGCGCCUAAAAUUCCCCGGAAAUAUCGAUUUGGAAUUUAUCGAUCAAGAUGCCUUGGAUAGGAAUUCCAAUGAGAGCCAAGUAAUAAUGGCGCCCAAGCUAUUCCUGCAGCCGGUUUUUAUGGAACAAAUGGAGGUGUUGGGUUCGAUAAAUGCAGGUCAUGUAAAUAAUAUCGACGUUUUGUUAUUUAAUAACUCCCUUUAUCGUUUAUCGAGCAAGGAGCCGUUAAAGGGUCCCCUAAAGUUUUCGGCACCCUUGAAUAUAGGUCACAUGUCCCUGAGAGGUUUGUUAAAUGGGGUAAAUAUUUCCCAGAUUUAUCAAAUAGGCGAUAAUAACACCUUACCUGUCGUGAAGGCCAAUCAGCUGUUCAUCGAUAACAGCAUGGAGUUGCGGCGAAUCAAUCACAUGGAUAUGGAAUAUUUCUUGGAACAACGUAUACCCCUGGAGGGGCCGGCCUUGGAGGUAUUUGGUCACUUAACAUUUGAGAAUUUAGUUAUCAAAAAUGCUGCCCUUCUGCAAAGUAUCAAUGGCAUAGCCAUCGAUAACAUGGUUUUCCGCCACAGUCCACAUUUGCAGACAAUUAAGGGCCACAAAACUGUGAGUUCCUAUUUGGAGUUGGCUGGCCCAGCCCAUAUAAGACACCUAAAUGGCAAGGAUCUUAUGGAAAUUUAUCGCAACUCCUUGUUUAAGAAUCGUAAUUAUCAAUUCGAUAACUUGAUUAUCGAUAAGGUGACAUUUGAAAAGGGUUUGAAUGUUUUAAAUUCCGAAAUGAAACAGAGAUCAUUUGCUGGGGAUGUUUUAAAGGAAAAUCAAACCAAUGGACCUGAUUUUAUGGAUUUACUAAAAAUGAUCGAUAACAAGUUGUCAUCGAACUCUGGCGAUAUUUUGUAUUUGGAUUAUGAUGUAAAAACCUCCAUAAAAUGGCAAACAACAAAUGUCACAGAGAGGAAUUUGGUGAGACUGAGAGAAUUGACACGCCUCUCCUGUUGUGAGAAACAAUAUUUGAAAAUCUCACUCCCCCAAAAGAGAGGGUUUGAAAUACAACUUGAAAACAUAACCUCAAAUCGUUUGUCAGCCUUCCAGGGCAAUGUGGCCGUAAAGGUGGAAAACUUUUGUAAACCAAAACACGGCAAGGUGAAAUCGAAAAUCACCAUCAGUGCCACGAAACUUUUCAAGGUUUUUGGCAUGAAAAGAUAUGUGGAAUCCAUACACAUUAUGGCCCCCAAGGGGCAAGAGGAAUUCGUAAUACUACAUGGUUUAGAUUUACCCAGUCGUAGGCGUAAUGAAGUGCGUAUUUUUAAAAUCGAUUAUCACAAUAACAGCAUCGCCGAUUGGCAGGGUUUGAUAUCGAACAUUGGAGAAAAAGUGAAACUUUUCCACACCCAGAAUCACACUUGGUUACUGACAAAUGGCCCAGUUCACAAUCACCCCGCCCUGACAGUAUAUCACUUUGAAAAACACUCACAAAAAUUCAAAUUUCAACAAAUUAUCGAUGGCGAUUAUGAUGUUAUCGAAAUGAUACAACUCCCACACAAUGCCCUUGAUUAUCAUCAGCUGAUAUUGAGCUGUCACAAGUGUCAUAAAAUUUACAUUUACGAACCCUCGCUGCAGGAUGUUCCUACCAACUAUCAAAUUUACCAAAUUUUAUCCCUCAAAUCGCCGAUAAACAAACUGUUUACCUUUUCACUUAAAAACGAUAAUUAUUUGAUGGUGAUAUUGGAUGAUAAGGAGGGUUCAUAUUAUCAUCUCUACAAAUAUUCUUAUAUUCAGGGUUGGGUCCAUAAAACCUAUGGUUAUUAUCCCAACCUACAUAUGGCAAUACCAUACGUCGAUGAUUCGCUGGAAAUUGCGGAAAAUUCCGAUACUUUGGCUCUGAUGAUUUUAUGUAAUUUCGAUAACUGUCAUUUGGUAAAUGCUGUUGUGAGGAGAUAGGGUUCUAAUGUUGAAAAUAUAUAUUUUAUUUAUUGUUAUAUGUAUUUAUUUGUAUAUAAGUAUGUAGUUUAUAUAGCGUAAGAUAAUGUAAUAUAUUUUUUGUUAAAUGCGGAUUUUUUAAAUUAUAAUAAAUUAUAUUUUUUUGUUAUACUUUA